UCGGUUAUCAAGAAAGCAAGGUGUUAUAUUUAACAUCAUUGAUAAAAAAUUUGCUUACAUCAAAAACAACUAUUUUUUACCCUUACACACUUUUACUAUUCAAAAUGGGUUUAAUUUCAGGUUUAGUAAUUUUACUAUUGGCGGCAGUUUUUGUUGAAUCAAUGUAUCAACAACAAUCUUCCUAUCCUCAAAGUCAAAGGCAACCAGAAUCAUGGAAUAAUCGACAGUCCUAUUAUCAUCGAAGUCAAAGUCAACCACAAUCAUGGAAUCAACAGUCUUAUUAUCAUCAUCAACACCAAAAGCAACCAUCGGAAUCCUGGCAUGGACAGAGGGUAAAUCACCAAUUCGAAAAACAACCAGCACCGUGGCAUAAGCAGUGGCCUUUUUCUCUUUUCUUCAAAAUGCCAUCAUUUUUUAAUCCUUAUACCCAACAGCCACCAACGUCAUGGAAUCCAACAUACUAUACUACAACUACGAAUCCAAGAAAUCAAAAUAGGCCAAUUGUUCCGCUACCUACACGCGCACCAUGAAAAAAGAUACAAUAUA
Molecule: messenger RNA, 546 nt
Organism: Leptopilina boulardi
Lineage: Eukaryota; Metazoa; Arthropoda; Insecta; Hymenoptera; Figitidae
Exons: 2
Coding region: 105-530 (141 amino acids)
Source: RefSeq, a predicted model, not a curated record